UUGAUUCAAAUUACAAAAUGGAAGUUAACCCAGAAGAGGUAAAAAGGCACUUGGACAUCUUGGGGUACACGAACAUAGAACCCAGUCUGCUAAAUGAGUUCAUAAAAGAUUUGAAAAAGAUCAUCGAAUACGAUCGAAAACACAACAACAUCAGUGCACUAUCUAUGUCGCUUUACAAAGACUGGGAACAGAGUUACUCCGAGAGGAUGAAAAGUAGUACCCCGAUUAAAAACGCCGUCGAGCGUAAUCGUACAGCGGACGGAGACGAACACGAAGAUGAAGUCAACCUAAUGACCAAACAUAAAAGCCAAAAUUGCGUCUCACAAACAUCUUCAAAAAUUAUAGAAAUGCAUAAUAAAACUCCCAUGAAUAAGAGCUCUAAAUAUGAAUCAGAAUCUAUGCAACCAAAAUGUUAUUUUUGUGGAUGUACGGAAAAUCAACCAAGAUUGGAGGUGAAACACAGUUCGAAUCCACUGCACACUUUACACCUCAGUCUAACAUUUGGUAUUCAACUUAAAUAACAAAAUGAGGCAAUAAAGUAGUCAAUUGUCAUUAAUGAGUCGAUACAAGACUUGCUGUAGAUAACACUAAAAACAUGGAAAUUAUGUAAAUUCAACACUUAUGUUAUGUACCAAAUUUUGUAUGAUACAUCAAUUUAUAAAAUACAAAUUAGAAGAGGUAAUAGCAUUAAAAGUAAUACCUAAUUACUAAUUAGUAAAUAGUUAUAACUUAGAACCAGUAUAGUAGUAUGACCCCUAAUAAGUGAUGCAAUACUUUUUAAUGGUUAGGAUGGAAAAAAUAGUCAGAUGUAUAAGAAAGCUCAAAGAUAUAUCAUUUUGAUGAACACAAUACAUAAUAUAAUAUAUUAUAUUAAUGAAUACACAAUUUGUCAAAAAGAUGUCAGUUUAACUUUAUUAAAUGCGAAUAAAUCUAGAACCUAAUCGGGAACAAAUUACAGUGAACUUAACAGAAUAAUAGAUAACAAAAAAAAAUCUAAUACUAAUCUGCUAGAUUAAGUUCUCCAACUCACUUCAUAUAAAAAUAGUAAAGAAAAAUUUGUACAAUUAUUUUUACAAUUGGGUUUUUUUUUUAAAUAUAAAACUUGUUUAAUUAUUUAAUUGUAUAACUUUCUUUAACAUACUACAAACUGUUUCCCAACCAUACUUUGUAAUAAUUUAAACAAAAAAAAAAAAAAAUGAUUCACAUGUUUUACUGAACUAUUUACAAUU
Myzus persicae (green peach aphid) is the source of this 1229-nucleotide messenger RNA. RefSeq lists its product as uncharacterized. The record is from RefSeq and is a predicted model, not a curated record. Bases 18 to 521 code for a protein of 167 amino acids. NCBI's taxonomy places the organism in Eukaryota, Metazoa, Arthropoda, Insecta, Hemiptera, Aphididae. The transcript has 4 exons.